This is a messenger RNA of Sorex fumeus (smoky shrew), 888 nucleotides long. Its product is annotated as ADP-ribose pyrophosphatase, mitochondrial-like. Lineage: Eukaryota; Metazoa; Chordata; Mammalia; Eulipotyphla; Soricidae. Gene Ontology annotation, cellular component: mitochondrion. The coding region runs from base 1 to 888 and encodes 295 amino acids. The transcript has a single exon. The record is from RefSeq and is a predicted model, not a curated record. Gene Ontology annotation, molecular function: ADP-ribose diphosphatase activity.
AUGUCAGAUUCAAGUAGGGCUGCAGAGGACCCCCAUGUGAAAGCCCGGGCUUCUCCGUACCCGGGUUCGAGAGUGGAGCGCAGCCCGGUGCCAGAUGAGAAAGUGAGCUGGCAGGUUGAGUGGCCAGAGUACACCCCUGUCCAGUACACUGCCCACUCUGUCAUGGCUGGGCCCAGCUGGGCAGACCCCCCAGUGGGUACAAGCAAUUUCUCUCCGAAAUUCAAUGAAAAGGAUGGGCCUGUCGAGAGAAGAAGUCAGAACGGCUUAUACCAGAUCGAAGACGGUAAACCCAGAAAUCCCGCAGGACGGACAGGAAUGGUCGGUCGCGGGCUACUGGGGCGCUGGGGUCCCAAUCAUGCCGCAGACCCCAUCAUAACCAGGUGGAAGAAGGACAGCAGGGGGAAUGAGACUACUCACCCUGAGUCCGGGAGACGCAUCUUGCAAUUCGUAGCCAUCCAAAGGAAGGACUGUGGGGCCUGGGCAAUUCCGGGGGGCAUGGUGGAUCCUGGAGAGAAGAUUAGUUCCACCUUGAGGAGAGAAUUUGGGGAGGAAGCCCUGAACUCUCUGCAGAAAUCCGGAGCAGAAAAGGAGGAGUUGAAUAAACAACUGCACAAGCUCUUCAGCCAGGAGCACUUCGUAGUCUAUAGAGGCUACGUGGACGAUCCUCGGAACACAGAUAAUGCAUGGAUAGAGACAGAGGCUGUAAACUACCACGACGAAGCGGGGAAAAUCCUGGACCAUCUUCCUCUGCAAGCUGGUGAUGAUGCCCAGAAAGUGAAAUGGGUGGACAUUAAUGAAAAACUUGAACUUUAUGCCAGCCACUUGAAGUUCAUUCAGCUUGUGGCUAAAGGUCGCGGUGCCCACUGGAGUGAGAACUGGGUACACUGA